Messenger RNA from Hippocampus zosterae (dwarf seahorse), 3387 nucleotides. RefSeq names its product FERM, ARHGEF and pleckstrin domain-containing protein 1-like. Gene Ontology annotation, molecular function: cytoskeletal protein binding; guanyl-nucleotide exchange factor activity. Gene Ontology annotation, cellular component: cytoskeleton. NCBI's taxonomy places the organism in Eukaryota, Metazoa, Chordata, Actinopteri, Syngnathiformes, Syngnathidae. The coding region runs from base 286 to 3300 and encodes 1004 amino acids. The record is from RefSeq and is a predicted model, not a curated record. The transcript is spliced from 28 exons.
UCCCACCGGGCGGCUUCGGGAGGCGGCGCGCUGCUCCUUAUUGUUCCUGAAGAAAGCUCGGAUAGCGUCGCACGCGUUUUCCAGCAUUUGUCCAAAUGGCUGCCGCGCAGAACCAGUGUCCCACCUGAGAGCGGAAAGCUUUAGUUCGGGAAACGGGACCGACCGACCGACCGACCGGCCGGCCGCCGCUCGGUGACGGAUAUACCGACAAACCCGACGGAGCAGCCGGGAGAGAGGAACGAGCAGACGGGAAACGGAUCGAGAGCGGGCGCCACCAGCUCCGCCAUGGUUGAGCCGGCUGACGGAGCCUCCGCUACCGGCCAUAGGCUUGGCGCCCCCGAAAGCUUUGGGGUGUCCACCCUGGAGCCUGGUCUGCGGCCACCGACGCAGGCGCCGGGGAGGAAAGUCUCGAUCCGGGUGCAGAUGUUGGAUGACACGCAGGAAGUCUUCCAGAUAUCGCAACGCUCCCCCGGCAAAGUGCUGUUUGACCUUAUUUGCGUCCAUCUCAACCUGGUGGAGGGAGACUACUUUGGCCUGGAGUACCAGGACCAGCGCAAGAUGACGGUGUGGCUGGACCUGCUGAAGCCAACGAUGAAGCAGAUCCGACGGCCAAAGAACAGCAUUCUUCGUUUCGUGGUCAAGUUCUUCCCUCCCGACCACACGCAGAUCAUGGAGGAGCUGACUCAGUACCUGUUUGCGCUGCAGAUCAAGCGCGACCUGGCCUGCGGUCAUCUCAUCUGUAAUGACUCCAGCGCCGCCCUGAUGGUCUCCCACAUUAUACAGUCCGAGAUAGGAGACUUUGAUGAGACCCAGAGCUGGCAGCAUCUCCUCCACAAUAAAUACCUGCCAGACCAAGACGCCAUCCGGGACAAGAUCACCGACUGCCACCGCAAACACGUCGGACAGACCCCCGCAGAGUCGGACUACCAGCUCCUGGAAAUCGCCCGGCGGCUUGAAAUGUAUGGCGUUCGCCUCCACCCGGCAAAGGACCGCGAAGGGACCAAACUCAGCUUGGCCGUGGCCCACACCGGAGUGCUGGUGUUCCAGGGCUACACCAAAAUAAAUGCCUUCAACUGGUCCAAGAUUCGCAAAGUCAGCUUCAAGCGCAAACGCUUUCUUAUCAAGCUGAGAGGUGACCCCGCUCAAAGCGGUCACCACGACACGCUGGAGUUUGCAAUGGCCAGCAGGGACUGCUGUAAAAUCUUCUGGAAGAUCUGCGUGGAGUAUCACGCCUUCUUUCGGCUCUUCGAGGAGCCCAAGCCCAAACCCAAGGCCAUCCUCUUCACCAGAGGAUCCUCCUUCCGCUUCAGCGGCCGCACCCAGAAGCAGAUCAUCGAUUACGUGAAAGACGCCGAGCUCAAAAAGGUUCCCUUUGAAAGGAAGCACAGUAAGAUUCUGUCCGGCGGCGGCGGGAUGCCCCGCCAGGCCUCCUCCCUCAGAUCGCAAGUGCCAAAGGAGAGUGUCACGUCCGUGCCGAUGGAAGGUCUAACGGACCCGGCGGGCUCCAACGGCGAUGGCGGCUCGGACGGCGGGCGGGAGCACCAAGGCGCGGGCUCGCCGUCGGACGAUCGUCUCCUCAAUCCAGGAAGCGCUGCCUCUGAGGCCUCCCCGCUGACCAUUCGGCACCCGCAGGGGAACGCUAACAGCGUUUUGAACGGAGACGUUCCCGUCUGCUUGGUGGCGCCCAGUCGGCUGUCGCCUCUUGCCAGCCCCCUGCUCGGCGAUGCCGGAUACGUUCGCAACGACGACGAGGAGGAGGCGAGGAGGAAGAAGUUUCCCACAGACAAGGCCUAUUUCAUCGCAAAGGAACUGUUAAGCACCGAGCGGACCUACCUCAAAGAACUGCGGGUCGUCACUGAGUCUUUCCAACGCGUUGCAGAGAAAGAUGAAGAAGCGUUUCCGGCCGCUGUUCGAAACCUGCUAUCAGCCAACUACGAUCCAAUCCACAAGUUCCACCAGAGGUUCCUCAAAGAGGUGGAGCAGAGACUGGCGCAAUGGGAGGGCCGAUCCAACGCACACAUCAAAGGAGACUAUCAACGGAUCGGCGACGUCCUCCUGAAGAACAUUCAGAGUCUGAGGCAGCUGACGACUCACCUGCAGAAACAUUCCGAGUGCCUGGUGGAGCUGGAGCGAACCUGUCGGUGCAGUCGCCAGGCGGAGGCUCUGUGCGCCGAACUGGAGCAGCAGAGGGUCUGCUACCUCCCCCUCAACGUCUUCCUCCUGCGGCCCGUGCACCGCCUGCUGCACUACAAACUCAUCCUGGAGAGGCUCUGCAAGCACUACCCACCCACCCACGAAGAUUUCAGGGACUGCAGAGCGGCCCUGGCGGACGUCAGCGAGAUGGCGCUGCAGCUGCAAGGCUCCAUGAUGAAGAUGGAGAACUUUCAAACGCUUCUUGAGCUCAACAAAGAUCUGACCGGCACGGACAAUCUGGCCAUCCCCGGCAGGGAGUUCAUCAGACUGGGCUGCCUCAGUAAGCUGUCGGGGAAAGGCCUCCAGCAGCGAAUGUUCUUCCUGUUCAGCGAUUCCUUGGUGUACACCAGUCGGGGCACGACUCCAUCCAACCAAUUCAAAGUCCACGGGCAGCUCCCCCUCUUUGGCAUGACGAUUACAGAGAGCGAAGAGGAGUGGGGCGUCCCUCAUUCGUUUACACUCUUUGGACAACAGCAGUCGGUGGUGGUGGCGGCCAGCUGCGCAGCCGAGAUGGAGCGCUGGGUGGAGGACAUCAGGAUGGCCAUUGACCUGGCCGAGCAGAGCGACGGCCCCCGCGCGGAUCUCCUCUCCACCAGCCCCUCGGAUAAUAAGCUGCCGGAAGAAGGCGGGGCCGAGCGCGAGUCUGAGGAGGAGCUGCGUGGAUCGCGCUCGUCGCUGGAGCGCCAAGCCCAACGCGCCAACACCACCGUGCACGUGUGCUGGCAUCGCAACACCAGCGUGUCCAUGGUGGACUUCAGUAUCGCUGUGGAGAACCAGCUCUCCGGGAACCUGCUGAGAAAGUUCAAGAACAGCAACGGGUGGCAGAAGCUCUGGGUGGUCUUCACCAACUUCAGCCUCUUUUUCUACAAGUCCCACCAGGACGACUACCCCCUGGCCAGCCUUCCUCUGCUGGGCUACUCCGUCAGCGUCCCGUCCGAGUCGGAGAACAUCCACAAGGACUACGUCUUCAAACUGCACUUCAAGUCCCACGUCUACUACUUCAGAGCGGAGAGCGAGUACGCCUUUGAACGGUGGAUGGAGGUGAUCCGCAGCGCCACAUGCUCGGCCAAUCGCUCGCUGCCAAGCAUCAGAAAAGAACUUUAUUGAUUUUAACACCCCCCCCCCCCCCACCCCAGCACCACCACCACCACCAGGUGAAAUUCUGGAUUCUCAGCUAGCUUUCUCGCCAGAAAG